Molecule: messenger RNA, 2187 nt
Organism: Pecten maximus
Lineage: Eukaryota; Metazoa; Mollusca; Bivalvia; Pectinida; Pectinidae
Product: TELO2-interacting protein 2-like
Exons: 1
Coding region: 152-1702 (516 amino acids)
Cellular component (GO): centrosome; cytosol; nucleoplasm
Source: RefSeq, a predicted model, not a curated record
AAUAAUGGCGCCUUCCAUAACACGGCAGUGUUGACUGGACGUACAUGACUUAUGGUCUAUAUGUUAGACCGAAUGAAAAUAUUGCCAACAUAGAGCUUUUGAAGUAACACAUGAGUGUUGCACUAAUGGUAACGUUGUUAUAUUUGCAACCAUGGAGGGAUUGAAAACAUUGUUUGAUGGUUUCGUAAGGAACAAUAGUCAAAGUGAAAGUAGACAUGAUUUCUCCAAGAUAUGGUCGCGCUAUACAUUUCAGGACGUUCUGAAAUUCCUUAGACAGUUGAAAAGGAAAACAGAUCUUUGUGUUAAUGUUGAAGUCGCUACAUGCCUUAUUAAAGAAUGUAAUGACGAAUGGCUUAUUGAAAGCUUCCAACAGGAAGACGCGUGCACUGGGAUCUGUCUCCAUAAAAGAUUACAAGAGAUCGUCAGCGCUGUACUUGUGCCAACUUUCCAUGACAAGGAACAUUAUGCUUUUGAUUCAAGUGACUUCCCCUCCGUUGCAUCUCAUGCAGAGAAAAUCAUUUCGUUUGUGACAGCGUUAUUUAACCGUUUGACAGAUUUGAGGAACACAUUUCCACAAGUUACAAAAUUAAUAUACAGUUCCUGCCCCAUUGUUUUGUUCCUUACAUUACAACAUGUUGAGGAAAGACUCUGGACUACACAAACCUCCAAGAAAUCGGCCGAAAACAUGCUCCAGUGUUUAAAGCAACUUCUAAAUGUUGAUGAAAAUUCAAAAGUGUUACAAUGCCACUUGGUACUUAAUGAUGAAAUUGAAAGGACUGAAUCGACACUGCUUUACAAAAUAUUUCAAAUUCUGAAGUUGAAAUUAUUGAGGGAAACAUGGAAGAAAAAUCCUGGAGCCAAGUCUGUUUUCAUGUGGUGUUUAAAUCAUACAUCAUUCCCCAUUCUAAGUGAAUUCUUAGAGAAUAUAUUGCCACCUGCUCUUCUUUUCACAGAUGACUACAUGCUGGAAAACAAAAUCAGCGGAGUAGAUUGUCUGAUGCAUAUCAUAAACAAUGUGUCUGCGGAGGAGUUACGGUGGUACGGACGAGGGGAGGUAAUUCUAGAGGCACUGCGUCAUCAACUUUACACGAGAGAACCGCCACUUUUAGCCAAAACCAUUCCAGCUAUAUUGAGUAUAUUAAAGGUUGUAGAAAAAGGUACUCAGACAGAACGAACAGCUGGAUCGGUGACUAGGUUUGAAGAAAUAUACCAGCAACUUCUUCAAAACGCAGAAGGUGAGAACAUUUUGAAACUGAGGAGAAUAUAUACCAAGCAUCUUCACAGUUUUGUGGAAAUCAUGGAGAUAUCUACCGUACGCUAUCUUGGUAACACUCUUAGAGUGAUCGGACAUUUCCUUGAGAUUUCCGACUCUCCCGGUGAAGAGGCUAGAUUCAACAUGCUACUCUUGUUACAGAAGAUCAUCAGAUACUGUUGGCCUAGAAUUCCUCGUUACAUGGACAGCAUUCUGAAAAUGCUGGUCAAGUGUUUAUGUGAUCUGUCACUGGACAGUUUAACAAUCUCUGAGGAGAUCAAAGGACAGCUUGUGGCGGCCAUUAAAGAAACACUGCUUAUGAUGAAGUGUCUAGAUUCACAGAAAGUUGUCGGUCAGUUAGAGCCUUUAGAUUAUGUUGGCAUACCAGAUCUUUGCAGAGAAAUUUGUAAACAUGUGGUAGAGAGUGAUGAAACAGCAUGUAAACAAUAAAAGCCAAGAGAAUGUACUUAAUAUUGUCAUCAAAGUAUUUACCAUCAUAGGGACUUCACAUAAAUUUCCAACCCAGACCAUAUAUAUAUGGAUACUAUAUUACACAUGUACAUGUAUAUAUGGACCUUGGUGCCAAGUCACUGUGUUUACCAUCAGGCAUAAAUAAGUGAUCCCAAACCAGUUGUCGCAAAUUUGGGGAACUAAAUAUUAAUCAGAAAACUACCCUUUUGUAAUCAGUAGACUCUCGCGUACUGUUUGUUCAAUUAACUUGCAUUUUAAUAUAAUACAUUAAAUUGAAGUUUAAAAUUUUUUAUGACAAAAAUGGAUUUAUGACAAAAUUUUAGUACACUUGUACUUCCAUAUUUCAAUGCAUGCAUGGAAGACCAUUGUAGAAGAUAUCAAGAUUUGAAGAUAAACUUUACUUUUUAGUUAAAAUCAUAUUUUAUUCAAAAUGUGUUCUGAUUGAUUAAAGAUGCAGUAUAAAA